Messenger RNA from Hypomesus transpacificus, 1745 nucleotides. RefSeq names its product transmembrane protein 71 (gene tmem71). Lineage: Eukaryota; Metazoa; Chordata; Actinopteri; Osmeriformes; Osmeridae. Bases 446 to 1315 code for a protein of 289 amino acids. The record is from RefSeq and is a predicted model, not a curated record. The transcript is spliced from 10 exons.
GCAAUAUUUGAGGGAGGAAAUUAGAAUUAACAUAAAAAGUAAACUACUUUUACUGAGCACGUAAUUAUUUAUUCUUGAGUUUAAGUAGGUAUAAAUGCCAACCAAAUCGAAAUGUGUUUGAGAAUAUCCACGUAUUUUGGAUUAUUUUUUGUAUUUUGAGUUGGGCGAGCUAAAAUAACCCGCCUCCACACUGCAACUUGUGGUAUUUCACCACUGUAAGCGAGGCUUUGCGGGCUGCGGGUGUGCUGUCAAGCAGGAAGACAAUUAACUUUGCGUUUAUGUUUCUUUGCAGCAAUAUCUCAAAGCCAAAUAACUGUUAAACUUAACGCACAUUUACUUAAUGUAUGAGAUCGAAUUACGGAUUUGAAAAACGAGCGUUGAUUGAGACCAAGCUGUCAUCACACGUGAUCCGUUCCCUCAGACAGCGUGGUGUGUGCAGCCAGCCAUGGCUCUGCUCUUCAGUAGAGCUGUUACAAGUUCACCUUUAAGAAAGAGACAACCAGUGGCUGAUCAGUCAUGUCAGAGCCUUGGACUGUCCCUCCUGUCACCAGACUCGUCCUACGAAUGUUAUUCCGUCAACCCUGUGACAGGCUCCCCCUGCUGCUGCCGACGCAGCCCCCGCUUACUCUCCAACGGCUACUACGUCCUCACGGAGGACAGCUACGUCUGGGACGAUGAAGGCAACGUGUCCCUCACUCCCUCCAAAAUCAACGUUUCCUACAAGGAAAAUCUAGUGAGAGUGUUCCGGCGCAGACGGAAAGCACGAAGGUCCCUGGCCAGUCUGUUGAGUGACAUGACUGAGACGUGUCAGUCUUGGCUGGAUGAGAGGGUGUUUGGAGGGAAGCGUUUUGCACCAUUGGCAGAGUCCUCCUGGGUAGAGGACAGCACCACCACACUGGACACCAGCUGCAGCUUCACAUAUGACCACAGUGACAUCACAGCCCCACCAGAGAAGUUGGCUCAGGAGCCUGUGAUCCAGGAGGAGAUUUGCUCUGAGACCUGCUACUCACAAGAGCAGUUCACCCAAUCACUGGGGGGUCUCUUGGAUGUCCCGCCUCCCUCCACAUUCCACUCCCAUAACUGCUGUCUUCCAGAGCCCCAACCAGCAGACUGUCCUACAAUGAAAGCCCUCUUCCUUCUCAUCUUCACUGUAUUUGUUUUCACUGCCAUAUUCUCAGGGUGCCUGUUGAGGGGGCUGACAAUGGCAUUUGUAACCUUUCUGCUGAUAAUGACAACUCAGUUCUUCACAAAGUCUGGACCAAUGGGCAAGUGGAGAAAAGCUCAAACGGAGGAUAUUACAUCAAGAAAUGAAUAGAGAGAACAGAAGAAGUCCCUCUCUUUCUCUUUUUCACACACCAGUCAGCCUAUUCAUGAAAUAUUUAUUCAUAGAGGUGAAUUGCGCUAAUAGGAAAAGGUAUGGAAGUUGACAAAAGGAAAAAAAAAUACUGAUGAAGGGGAUGGGAUGAAACCUCAAGUAAAUAUCUCACAUUUGAUCAUGAAAUUGCAUGUAGGUUGCACACAGGGAACUGAACUGAAAGUCAGUUUAGAAGAUAACCUUAACCAAGUAUAUUUAUGCUAUCAUUAUAAUAUCACAUUUUCAAAUGUAUUCCAGAUGUUGUACUUUAUAUUGUUAAUAGAUCUUGGCUUUUUUGGGCUGUCCAACGUGACCGAUUUUGUAGCUUCCAGUACUGUAUUUCCAGUACAAUUUCAGGUUGUCAAUUAAGUAGCCUAUACAUGCAAGGGAA